Vicugna pacos (alpaca) is the source of this 13011-nucleotide messenger RNA. The record is from RefSeq and is a predicted model, not a curated record. NCBI's taxonomy places the organism in Eukaryota, Metazoa, Chordata, Mammalia, Artiodactyla, Camelidae.
GGGACACAGACGAGUUAGGUGAGUUCCAGUCCAGCAGAGUGAGUUACCUGCGUGGUGGCUGCUGCAGGCUGGGCUCUAACCAGGGAACGUGGCCGUCGGUGCUUGACAGACAGGGACAAGAGCAUUUGGAAAGGAAAGAUAGCUUCUUGCUUGACUCACGUUGGGAGAGACACAGUAAAAGAACAAAAGCUAGGCUGCUCCAAUCAAAACUGAAAAUGUGUUUCAUGUCCGAGAAAUUUGGAGAGGACUGAUUGAAGUAGACAAGAUGACUGGGUGGCUGGUGCCUCUAACAAGUAUUGAAGUACUCCUCCUGGCAGUGUCUUCUCUGAGCAUCCAUGUUGAACCUAAAGAAGGCAGCCUCGCAGGCGGGACUUGGCUCACAGUCAUUUUCGAUGAUUUCGAGGCUAGUCUCCUUUAUCCUGCCAAUGGCUCUCAGCUGGAGAUCCACCUGGUGAACGUGGCUGCGCCUGCACUGCCCAGCGUCCCCUGUGACCUCGCUCCCGUCUUCCUGGCUUUGCCGGCAGUGAUGUGCAGGACCAGACCUCUGCUGUCCGAAGCACACGAGGGCCUGUACUACCUGGAAGUGCGCUCGGGGGCACAGGUGGUAGGCAGCCCAAGGCCAGGACCACAAGACAGCGGCACGUUCAAGUUUUCCAGGGCACAGACACCCAUUGUUUACCAAGUUCAUCCACCAAGUGGAGUUCCAGGAAAGCUGAUACAGGUGUAUGGCUGGAUUAUCUCUGGAAGCUCGGAAACCUUGGAUUUGGACGCUGAGUACAUUGACAGCCCACUGAUUUUGGAAGCUCACGGAGACCAGUGGGUCACUCCUUGCUCUCUCGUAAACAGGAAGACAGGACGCUGUUAUCCUAUUCAGGAAGACCAUGGUCUUGGGACUCUGCAGUGCCGUGUGGAAGGCAACUACAUCGGCUCCCAGAAUGUUAGUUUCUCAGUAUUUAACAGAGGAAAGUCCACGGUGCACAAGAAUGCGUGGCUGGUCAGCGCCAAGCAGGACCUUUUCCUUUACCAGACGUACUCAGAAAUCCUAUCUGUGUUUCCAGCAACUGGGAGCCUUGGAGGAGGAACAGACAUCACAAUUACAGGAGACUUCUUUGACAAUCCUGUCCGGGUUACCAUCGCAGGAAUUCCGUGUGACGUCAGACACGUGUCUCCCAGGAGGAUUGAGUGCACCACCAGGGCUCCGGGAACAGGUGCCCGGCUCUCUGCUCCUCAGGCAGGCAAUCGAGGGCUUCUUUUUGAAGUUGGAGAUGCUGCAGAGGGCGUGGACCUGACUCAAGCCACCCCCGGGUACCGAUGGCAGAUUGUCCCUAAUGCCAGCUCUCCAUCUGGAUUUUGGUCACAGGAAGGGCAGCCUUUCAGAGCACGGCUCCGUGGGUUCUUUGCGGCCCCAGAGACAAAUAAUUACACGUUCUGGCUCCAGGCCGACCACCAGGCUUCCCUGUAUUUCAGCCGGUCGGAGGACCCGAGGACCAAGGUGAAAGUGGCCUCCCUCAGGGUGGGCACCGCCGACUGGUUUGACUCCUGGGAGCAGAGUGGCAGUGAAGAGAUCUGGCAACAGAAGACGCCCAAGCUGGAGCUGCCCGGGGGAGCCAGGUACUACCUGGAAGCGGAGCACCGAGGGAGAGCUCCCAGCAGGGGCGUGAGGAUCGGGGUCCAGAUCCACAACACCUGGCUGAGUCCCCAGGCGGUCAGCACCUACCUCCGGGAGAAGCACCAGGUCCGAGCCCGGGCCCAGAGGCUUCCGGACAUCCAGAUGCUGACCGUGUCUGGCGCAGGGCACUUCCUCCUCACGUGGGACGAUGUCUCUAGCCGGCCAAUCCCGGCAAAUGCCACAGCCCAUCAGAUUCAAGCAGCCAUUGAGGGGUUACUUGCAGUCAAGUGCGAACUGGACCCCCUUUCGGCAAACAUACUGCUCCGGCUGGGAUUCGAGCAAGGCCCAGAAGGUUCCAGCUUUGAUGGGCACCUCGCCAGUGGGACAGAGCCCUUCUGUGGGAGGUUCAGCCUCUAUCGGCCUCGACACCUUGUCCUCACACCCCCGGCUGCCCAGAAGGGCUACCGGCUGGACCGGUACACACACCUGUGCCUUGCGUACAGGGGCCACGUGGAUGCGAUCCUGAGGGUGACCGUGUCCUUCACAAUCGGCUUUGGAAACACCGUUCAGAAGAACACCACCUGUGACUGGAGACUUGUGGGGACCAGUCCCAUCAGCUGGGAGUUCGCCUGCACUGACCUCCGCGGGACCUGCGUGCAUGACCCCGCGUGUCUCCAGCCGCCUCCAGCAAACUGCCCCGUGCUUGUUCAUGGGAUUGACCUCCUCCCUGUGUCUCCGGGGACGGGCGCGUUCUACGUGGAUGAAGUUAUCAUUGCAGACACGAACCUAACAGUUUCUCAAGCUGACUCUGGAACAGCUCGCCCUGGCGGGAAUCUGGUGGAAGUGCUCUCUGUGGUGGGAUCCCCUCCUGUCUACAACGUCACUUCCUGGUUGGCGGGGUGUGGCCUGGACCUCCCGCUCAUCACUGCAAGCUCUGUGCCCAGUGAAGGAGCAGAGGGAGGAUCCGGGUCUGUCCAGGCGACAACACGGAGACUACAGAGGACAAGUCCACCUUUAGGGGGACACUUCCGCAUCCAGCUUUCCGACACAGUGAUUCCUGGUGUCCCUGUGCACAUUUCAGCCAGUCACCUCCAAAAGCUCUUACAGAACAAUGCCGACGACUUCACAUCCAGGUACCUCAACGUCAGUGACUUCACUGUGACGGAGGAUCUGAAGUCUUGCUACGAACAUGUGUGGACCCUCUCUUGGUCCACCCAGGUUGGGGACUUGCCCAAUUUCAUCAGGGUAUCGGACGAAAACCUGACGGGAGUGAACCCUGUUGUGACCACGCGUGUGGUAUAUGACGGUGGAGUUUUUCUUGGACCCAUAUUUGGAGACAUGUUGGUCACUGCCAAUGAGCACACUCAGGUGGUUGUGCGAGUGAAUGAUGUACCAGCUCAUUGUUCAGGUUCAUGUUCCUUCCAGUACCUCGAGGGGUCGACUCCCCGGGUCCACUCUGUGUGGUAUGACCUAGAUGACAUUGACCUGCUGGUUUAUAUUACCGGAAGCAGUUUCUCUGACGACUCACAGGCCUUGCAGGUUACAGUGAACCAAACGCAUUGCAAAGUUAUUUCCUCAAACCAAACGAAUGUGGUGUGUCGGACAGGCCUGCUGCCCGUGGGGGUGCAUCGCAUCUCAGUGUUGGUGAGACCUUCUGGUCUUGCCAUCAGCGCCAGUGGAGGAGGCCUCUUCCUAAAUGUGGAGCCCAGGCUGGACGCUGUGGAGCCUUCCAGAGCUGCAGACACUGGAGGGCUCUGGGCCACCAUCCGAGGCUCCGGUUUGGAAGAUGUGAGCCUGGUGUUGUUCGGAUCUCAGCCUUGUGCCGUCAACGUCACCACAAGCCAUUCGCGAAGAAUUCAAUGCAAAGUUCCACCCAGGGGGAAGGAUGGACCUAUUGUGAAUGUGACUGUGAUCAGAGGGGACCACUCUGUGGUUCUUCCCACGGCAUUUAUAUACGUCUCCUCUUUAAAUCCAGUAAUCACGUCUCUCAGCAGGAACAGAAGCAACGUAGCAGGAGGUGAGACCCUUUCCAUUGGAAUGAUGCUUCCCGCGAACCACACGGAUUUGGAUGCAGAAGUCCACAUCGGGGAUACCAGGACUCCGGUUCGAGAGCAGACGGCCCAAGGCCUGGAGGUGGUGCUUCCCCCGCUGCCCGCCGGGCUCCACAGAGUCUCAGUCUCCAUCAGUGGGGUCCACAUUCGCGCACCAGGGGUUGAUCUUCACAUCCAGUACCUCACAGAAGUCUUCAGCAUCCAGCCUUGCUGUGGGUCCCUGCUGGGUGGAACCAUCCUCAGCCUCUCAGGAGUAGGGUUCAGCCGGGACCCAGCUCUGGUUUGGGUGCUUGUGGGCAAUCGGUCCUGUGACAUUGUGAACUCCACAGAGACGAACAUCUGGUGUGAGACCCCGCCAGCCCCGCUGCUGCCUGGUGCCCCAGCGCCUGUGGAGGUCUGGGCUGGCAGGCGGCCCUCCCCCAGCGGACCUCCGCCAAGCCUGGUGGGGGAGGGCUUCACCUUCAUGUACGAAGCGGCAGCAACACCAGUGGUCACUGCCAUGCGAGGAGAAAUCACGAACCAUGGCCUGAGGCUCUCUGUGGUGGGACGUAAUCUCUCCAAUUCGGUAGUCCUCCUGGGGGGCUUGAGCUGUGAUCUUGAGACCCAGUCUUCCGGGACCCACAUGAUCCUGUCUGGGUGCGACUUUCCGCUUCCCAGUUUGGAGGCGGGCAUCUAUCCUCUCCGAGUCCGUCAGAAGCACAUGGGGUUUGCUAACAUGUCUGCGGUGCCCCAGCAAUUUGUGGUGACACCUCGGAUCACGGCCGUCUUCCCCACGCGUGGGUCUGCUUGUGGAGGGACAGUGGUCACGGUGAGGGGCUUGGUUCUCAACUCCAGCAGGAGGUCAGUUCAGGUUGACCUUUCAGGACCUUUCAUUUGUGCGAUGUUGAGUCUGGGGGACCAGGCGGUCAUCUGCCAGGUUGCCCUGGUGGGUGACUCCUUGCCUGGGGCUUCCUUCAACCUGAAUGUCACCCUGAAUGUCACCGUGCUGGUUAAUGGGCUACCCAGCGAGUGUCAGGGGAACUGCACCCUUUUCUUGAGAGAAGAGAUGACUCCUGUCGUGGACGCCUUGACCAUCAACAGCAGUGGGUCUCUGACCAUGGUGCUGAUUAGGGGCCGGCGGUUAAGCACUGCGGCUGAUGCCCCAGUGGUGCUGGUAGCUGAUCGCCUCCCUUGCUUUGUAACUUUCUUUAAUAUGAGCCACGUGACAUGCUGGAUAAAGGACUUGGCUCCAGGACCUCACUACCUAUCAGUUUUUCAUGCAAGAUACGGUUAUGCUUGUUUUGGUAACGUUUCCAGAGACUUCCAUGUUUUACCUCAAGUGUUUCACUAUUUCCCCAAGAAUUUCAGCAUCCAUGGUGGAAGCCUCUUGACCAUGGAGGGCUCAGCCCUGAAGGGACGGAACACCACGUUGGUCUAUGUCGGCCGGCAGGCCUGCCUGAUGGUGAACCUUGGCUCUGAGGUCUUCCGGUGCAUGGUCCCUGCAGGGAAUGGAUCUGUGGCCCUGGACAUAGAGGUGGACGGACUUUCAUACCAGAUGGGCAUCAUUGGUUACAGCGAUGCCUUCACCCCUGAAUUGCUCUCUGUUUCUCAGACUGAUGACAUCUUAACCUUUUCGGUGGCCCGGAUCUCAGAAGCUGCGAACGUUGACAUUUUUAUCGGGAUGUCACCCUGCGUGGGUGUCUCUGGCAACCAGACUGUUCUCCAGUGUGUGGUCCCGUCCCUUCCUGCCGGGAGGUACCAAGUCCGGGGUUAUGACCGUACGAGAGGGUGGGCCUCAUCUGACCUGAUGUUCACAUCCAGAGUUACCGUGACAGCAGUGACUGAGAACUUCGGCUGCCUGGGUGGAAGGCUCGUGCAUGUGUUCGGAGCAGGAUUUUCUCCCGGGAACAUCUCAGCUGCCGUGUGUGGCGCUGCCUGCCAAGUCUUGGCUAACGCGACCGUGUCUGCCUUCAGCUGCUUGGUUCCGCCUCUGAAUGUGUCCUUGGCUUUCCUGUGUGGCCUGAGGCAUGAGGAGGAGACCUGCGAGGCCUCCAGCUCCAGCUACGUGCAGUGUGAUUUGACCGUCGCUGUGGGAACAGAGAGGCUGCCUGGGUCCUGGCCUUACUUCUACGUUUGUGAAGAGAGUGCCCGAUGCUUCUUUGCACAAGAUCCUUGGACAGAGUCAGCCUUUCCGUUGUUCUCAGGCCUCUUGAUCAGCCCUAAAGUGGAAAGAGAUGAAGUUCUCAUCUAUAAUAGCUCCUGUACCAUUACCAUGGAAACUGAGGCAAAGAUGGAGUGUGAGACGUGUAAUCAGCCAAUUACCGCCAAGAUUACUGAGAUACGGAAAAGCCGGGGCCAGAACACUCAGGGCAACUUUUCCUUACACUUCUGCGGGAGGUGGUCCAGGGCUCACAGCUGGCUUGCCGGCAGACGGCCACAAGAGGGCGACAACGUCACGGUGGAGAAGGGCCAGGUGCUCCUGCUGGACACCAACACCAGCAUCCUCAACUUCCUGCACGUGAAAGGAGGCAAGCUGGUCUUCCUGGGCCCAGGACCCGUGGAGCUCAGGGCGCACGCCAUCCUUGUUUCUGAGGGUGGAGAGCUCCGGGUCGGAUCCGAGGACGAGCCCUUCCAAGGCAAAGCUCACAUCAGACUCUACGGGAGUUCGCACUCUGCUGCCUUCUUUCCCUAUGGAGUCAAGUUCCUGGCGGUGAGGAAUGGCACGCUUUCCCUACAUGGUUCGCUCCCAGAGGUAGUGGUCACCCAUCUUCGAGCAGCUGCCCGUGCCCAGGACACAGUGCUGGCCCUGGAAGACGCGGUGGACUGGCACCCUGGGGAGGAGGUCGUCAUCCUCAGCAGGGCGGGUGCCCAAGGUGCCAAGCCCACAGAAGAGACUGUCAUCGUGGACACAGUGCACCAUGCAGACCUCCAUCUGAGGUCACCCUUGAGAUAUUCCCACAAUGCCACAGAGAACUGGGUGGCUGGAGAGCGCCGUGUUUUAAAGGUCAUGGUGGUGCUACUCAGCAGAAGUGUCACCAUCCAGGGAAACGUCACGGACGAGAGGGGGAAGCUCCUUGCUUCCUGCCCGGGAGCCGAGGCUUCAGAAGGUAACCUGCAGGACUGUUUGUAUUCCAAGAGUGAGAAGGUGCUGGGAUCCAGAGAUCUGGGGGCCAGAGUCAUCAUUCAGUCCUUCCCCGAGGAGCCCAGCCAGGUCCAGUUACAGGGAGUGCAGUUCCGGGACUUGGGGCAAGCCUUCUGCAAGCACGGGAGCUCGCUGACUCUGGCGGGAGCUCUGAGAGGUUCCUAUAUGCAGGGCUGCACAGUGCGGUGUUCCUUCAGCAGAGGCCUCAGCAUGUCCAGGACCUCGGGCCUGAGGGUGGACAGCAAUGUGUUCUACAAUAUUUUAGGCCACGCACUGCUGGUGGGUGCAUCUCCCGAGAUAAGGCAUAUCCCUUGGGAGGUCAUUCCUGGAGGAGAAAAUGACUGGUCAGAACAAGGAAAUGUGAUAAGAAACAAUGUGAUCAUCGAUGUCUCUGGCGCCGAGGGGCUCUCCAGUCCUGAAAUGUUGGCACCCUCUGGUAUCUACAUCCGUGAUCCCACCAAUGUUGUGGAGGGAAACAGCGUGUGUGCUGCUGGUUAUGGCUACUUCUUUCAUCUUGUGACCAACCAGACGUCCCGAGCGCCACUUCUCUCCUUUACCCGCAAUAGCGCACGUUCUUGUACCAGGUGUGGUCUCUUUGUCUACCCUAAAUUUCAGCCACCGUGGGAUCCUUGUGCUGGCCCCGCCCUGUUCCAAAAUUUCACGGUUUGGGGAAGCGCAGGAGGUGCCCAGAUUUUUAGAAGUAGCAAUCUUCACCUGAAAAACUUCCAGGUUUAUGCAUGCAGAGAUUUUGGAAUUGACGUCUUGGAAAGUGAUGCGAAUACUUCAGUCACUGACAGCUUGUUACUUGGUCAUUUUGCUCAUGAGGGAAGCCAGUGUAUGUCAGCUGGGAUCAAAACUCCCAGAAGGCGGGAACUGAGAGUAUCUAACACAACGUUUGUGAAUUUUGAUCUCACUGACUGUGUGGCCGUCAGGACCUGUUCGGGCUGUUCCCGAGGACAGGGUGGGUUUACCGUGAAGACCAGCCAGCUGAAGUUUACCAACUCUCCAAACGCAGUAGCAUUUCCAUUUCCUCAUGCAGCAGUUUUGGAAGACUUGGAUGGGUCUCUGACCGGGAAAAAUGGACGUCACGUUCUUGCUUCCAUGGAAACCCUUUCAGCUUCUUGUUUGGUCAGUGACAGCUUCAGUCAGCUGGUCCACGGCAGCGUCUGUGAGGAAAACGUGCGCUUUCAUCGGAUGUCUAUUGGCUUAGCCAAUGCCCCGAAACUUUCUUAUGAUUUAACCAUAACGGACAGCGGGAACAAGACCACCACUGUCAGUUAUGUGCACGACACACUGUCUAACCCUAAUGGCUGGAUGGCCCUGCUCCUGGAUCAAGAGACCUACUCACUGCGAUUUGAGAGCCCUUGGACCAACAACAGCUCUCUGCAGUACUCCGCAACAUUUGACAGCUUUGCUCCCGGAAAUUACCUGCUGUUGGUGCACAGAGACAUGUGGUCUUAUCCUGACAUCCUUUUAAAGUGUGGGAGUCGUGUGGGGCGGGCCCUUCCGUCUCUCCCAUCACCUGAUCAGGACCAAGGCUGUGACUGGUUCUUUGAUAGCCAAUUGAGACAGCUCACCUAUCUGGUUUCAGGUGAAGGCCAAGUUCAAGUGAGUCUCCAGGUGAGGGAAGGUGUGUCCCCAACUAUUUCAGCUUCUACCUUGGCACCUGAAUCGAUUUUAAAGUGGUCCCUCCCUGAAGCGUGGGAAGGUGUGGAAGAGGGCUGGGGAGGACACAACGGUACCAUUCCAGGCCCUGGGGAUGACGUCCUGAUUUUACCCAACAGGACUGUCCUUGUGGAUACAGAUCUUCCGUGGCUCAGAGGCCUGUAUGUGACGGGGACUCUGGAAUUCCCUGUGGACAGAAGCAACGUCCUGAGCGUGGCGUGCAUGGUCAUCGCAGGUGGGGAGCUGAGAGUCGGUACUUUAGAAAAUCCUUUAGAAAAAGAGAAAAAGCUUCUGAUUCUCCUUAGAGCUUCGGAGGGAGUCUUCUGUGACCGUUUCAAUGGAAUUCGUGUUGAUCCAGGAACAAUUGGGGUGUUUGGGAAAGUUCAACUUCAUAGUGCUUAUCCGAAGAAAUCCUGGACACGUCUUGGGGCUGACAUCGCCUCAGGCAAUGACAGUAUUAAAUUCAAGGGCCAUCAUAUCAGGAUUCAUGAACGGCUCAAACACCGGCACAUUGGAAGCGUCCACGUGAUGGAGGAUGGCCGAUCUGUUCGUCUGGCUGCUGAGGUUGGACUUUUGACCCGGAAUAUACAAAUCCAGCCUGAUACAGCGUGUGGGGGGAGACUGCUCGUGGGGUCCUUCAGGAAGUCCAGCAUGGAAGAAAUUUCAGGUGUCCUUCAACUUUUCAAUGUGGAAAUUCGGAACUUGGGGUCGCCGUUGUAUUCAUCCAUCGACCUCACCAACGUGUCGGCAGGAUCCUGGAUAAUAUCUUCGACUCUGCACCAAAGCUGCGGUGGGGGCAUUCGUGCAGCGGCCAGUCGUGGGAUCAUUUUAAAUGACAAUCUAGUGUUUGGCACAGUGGGCCAUGGCAUUGAUUUGGAGGGUCAGGACUGUUCUCUCUCCAAUAACCUUGUGGUUCUCAUGACACAGUCAGCAUGGUCUACUGUGUGGGUGGCAGGAAUCAAAGUGAAUCAGGCCAAGGACGUCCACCUCCAUGGCAACGUUGUGGCAGGGUCAGAGAGACUUGGGUUUCACAUCCGGGGCCACAGGUGCUCCUCUCCCGAAGCUCUUUGGUCUGACAACGUGGCGCACUCAUGUCUUCAUGGCCUUCAUCUCUAUCAGGAGUGUGGACCUGACAACUGUACCAGUGUCUCUGGCUUCUUGGCUUUCAAGAACUUUGACUAUGGUGCCAUGCUGCGUGUGCAGAACAGCGUGGAAGUAGAGAACAUCACUCUGGUGGACAAUACUGUUGGCCUUUGGGCAGCAGUGUAUGUGUCUUCUGCUCCACAGUGUUACAUCAGAAACAUACAGAUUGUGCUGAGGAAUUCAGUCCUUGUGGCCACAAGCUCAUCUUUUGACUGCAUUCAGGACAGAGUCAAGCCCCGCUCUGCCAACGUGACCUCGGCGGAUCGAGCUCCUUCCAAUCCCAGAGGGGGUCGAGUUGGUCUUUUGUGGCCUGUGUUCACCUCUGAACCACAUCAGUGGCCUCGGGAGUCGUGGCACAAAGUGAGGAGUGGCCGUUCCAUUUCAGGCAUCAUAAAACUUCAAGAUGUGACCUUUUCUAGUUUUCUGAAGAGUUGCUAUAGCGAUGAUCUAGAUGUCUGUAUCCUGCCCAAUGCAGAGAACACUGGAAUCGUGCAUCCAAUAACAGCAGAGAGGACCAGGAUGCGAAAGAUCAAAGAUAAAAACAAAUUCUACUUUCCUCCUUUACAAACCAGGAAAGAUUUAGAAACACUGAUCUGCUCUGAACCAGAUUGCGAAAGCCCCAGAAGAUAUCUCUUUAAGGAUCUGGAUGGGAGAGCCCUGGGUCUACCUCCACCAGUUUCUGUAUUUCCUAAAACCGAGGGGGAAUGGACUGGAUCCUUCUUCAACACAGGCACAUUCAGAGAAGAGCAGAAAUGCACAUACCGACCCCCGAUACAAGGCUACAUCUGCAAACAGACCGACCAUGUGAUCUUAAUUCUUGAAAGUGAUGAAGCCACCUGGACCACACAGACUUUCUAUCCAGUUGUGUCUGUGACUAGUGGUUUUGUUGACACCUUCAGUAGCGUAAAUGCCAACACUGCCUGUUCCACUUCGGGGUCUGUGUCGAGUUUCUAUUCCAUCCUACCCACCAAGGAAAUCACCAAGGUCUGCUUUGUGGAUCGGACUCCUCAAGCUUUGCGUUUUUUUUUACUGGGUAACAAAAGUACCUCCAAGCUCCUCUUGGCUGUGUUCUACCAUGAACUCCAGAGCCCCCGUGUUUUCUUAGGGGAAAGAUUCAUUCCACCCACUCUGCUUCAGUCAACUUCUUCACUGCUGAAUGAGUCUAUUGGUUCCAACUAUUUCAGCAUCCCGGAUAACCUCUUAUAUGUUGUCCUGCAAGGAGAGGAGCCCGUUGAAAUACGCUCUGGUGUUUCCAUUCACUUGGCGCUCACUGUGAUGUUUUCAGCCCUAGAAGAAGGCUGGGAAAUCAUGAUCCUUGAAAGACUAACUGACUUCUUGCAGGUGAGCCAAGACCAGAUCAGAAUUCUUCAUGACAUGCCUGGUGAUGAAGCAACCUUAAAGGCCAUCGCUGACAGUAGAGCCAAGAGAAAGCGCACUUGUCCGACAGUGACCUGUGCCAGUCUUGACAGAGUUGGUCAGCGUAGACCUCUCAUGAUGGAAGAGAGCUCAUAUCGGGUCCUGCCACCAACCACUGUGGAAACUCUCUCAAAAGUGGUGGUCAUUGAAAUUGGAGAUCUGCCAACAGUACAGAGCCCUGGACUGACUCCAUCCUUAUCCAGUAACAAAUUACGGAGUUUGGCUCACCAGGUUAUCAGCGCUCAACAGACUGGAGUCCUGGAGAGUGUUCUGAAUACGACUAUCGGGGCCUUACUGGUGACUCAGUCAAAGGGAGUCACUGGCUAUGGAAAUACAAGCAGUUUUAAACCUGGAAACUUGAUAUAUGUCCGCCCCUCUGCUCUUUCGGUCCUGGUCCAGCCUUCCGAUGGGGAAGUGGGAAAAGAACUUGGAGUCCAACCAGAGCUCGUUUUCCUGGAUAAGCAGAAUCGGAGAGUCGAGUCCCUGGGGGCCCCGUCAGAGCCUUGGGCCGUUUCUGUUUCCCUGGAAGGAGCCCCAGAUUCUGUGCUGAGAGGCUGUACUCGGGCAGAAACCCAAGAUGGUUAUGUGAGCUUCUCCAACUUGGCAGUUUUGAUCUCCGGAUCAAAUUGGCACUUUAUUUUCACUGUCACUUCCCCUCCAGGGGUCAAUUUUACAGCUCGCUCCAGGCCAUUUGCUGUCUUAGCUGCGACUCCAUCCGAGAGGUCCACCAUGCUCCUGGCUGCUUCCCUGUGCUCCGUGGUCUCGUGGCUGGCUCUGUGCUGCCUUGUAUGCUGUUGGUUUAAGAAAAGCAAAAACAGAAAAAUAAAAAGUGAAGAGAUUUCUGAAUCUCAGACUAAUGACCAAAAGAAUCAUAUCCAUGUCACAUCCAAAUGCCAAGGACCACAGAUAGAGAUGGAAAAGGAAGGUGCCAGGAUGGCAGAAGAUUUGAGGAUGAAGGUCCUUAGGGGCAGACUGAACCAGCUCCCCCAUCAGUCACUGAAUGGCGUGUCCAGAAGGAAGGGGAGCCGGCUGGUGGUCUGGGAGGAAGGCGGCCGCCAGGCGGAGGCUGCUGCUCCUGCCCCCGGCGUCGCCGGUGUGACGGCGCACGGGAACCCCUGCGCUCCGGGCUCCCCUGCUCAGCAGGUGUACCUGCAGGAGACUGGGAGCUGGAAGGAGGCCCAGGAGCAGUUGCUCAGAUACCAGCUGGCAGGCCAAGAUCAGCUGCUGCUGCUCUGCCGGGACCUCAGACAGGAGAGGCAGCGACUGCAGGGCCAGAGCCGGCUGGACAAGGACACUGUCAGCCUGGGGCUUUCCCAGGAGAAGCCAGCCUCCUGCGGCACCACCGAGGCCUUCUGCCUCCACCCAGUACACCCGGAGGCUGUUCAGGAACAUCUGUGAUCAAGGAGCCAUGGGGACAUAUGGGCUGAAAGUCAUAAUGUCCAAAAUAUUUCUGGAUCAUGAAUGGAGGGAUGACCCCUGACUGGUUUGACAUUAAGGAGGGAGAAUAUGGACUCUGAGUUCUCUGUUUUCAACUUUAAAAUGCAAGACAGUCACUUAAGUGAUUGUAGAUUGAAACAGUAUCUGGUAUGUCUUGUAUUUAUCAUGGAUCCUAGUCCAAUGCCAGACAAAUAAUAGGUUCUCAAAUAUUCGUUGAUUUUUUUCCUUGUUUUUGACUUCAGCUGGUUAUCUUCCUGAUUUUGCCAUCCUAAUUAUGGCAUAAUACUGAUUUAUACCAGUAGAGGGUGCAAUUAAGCUUCCUCUAGGAUCACCACCCACAAUGCUUUGGGCUUCUCUUAUAGAUGGGAUCAUGCAAAGGACUGGUCUGCUACAAUUAUUCCUGCUGUGUUAAAGCAAAACAUUUCUUUCCCUGAUGGGAACAUCUGAAGGAUAGAAGACCCCUCUCCCUGACCUGUCAGAGCUGAUUUUCCAACCACAAGGUGACUGCCUGGCUUUUUCACAAAUUGAUUUUAUUUCAUGGCUUAAAUUAAAUCAUUAUUAGGAGCUCA